UGUGACAUCCAGCUCCCAAAGCUCUGUUGUGGAGACUGCUUAUACUGAAGGGAAAAAAUGGUAUUAACUGGGAAAACUGGUGGUGGCAUGAAGGACUUUGUGUUUGAUGUACUUUCCAGUAGAUUAUUCAUGGUUUUCGCGACACUUAUUAUUAUGUCUGUCAAUGGUUCAGGUUACAUGUUUGGUCUAUAUUCUAAUGACAUUAAAUCAACAUUAGGGUAUGACCAAACAACUCUGAAUUUGCUCAGUUUCUUCAAGGACUUGGGUGGUAAUCUUGGGAUCUUGUCGGGGCUCAUCUACGAAGUGGUGCCACCAUGGGUGGUUCUUUGCAUGGGUUCACUAAUGAAUUUCUUUGGCUAUUUUAUGAUAUGGGUAUCGGUCACUGGCCGCAUAGCCAAGCCCCAUGCAUGGCAGAUGUGUUUGUAUAUGUGGAUAGCUGCAAAUUCACAGUCAUUCCCGAACACUGGUGCAUUGGUCACGUGUGUUAAGAACUUCCCUGAAAACAGAGGCAGUGUCUUAGGAAUUUUGAAGGGGUUUAUCGGUUUAAGUGGCGCAAUCAUGACUCAAUACUAUCAUGCAUUUUACAUGGAUGAUACCAAGGCUCUCAUCUUGCUGCUUGCUUGGCUUCCAACCAUUGUUCCCUUAAUUUUUCUUCGAACUAUUCGGAUUAUGAAAGUUGUUCGGAUGGCAAGAGAGCUUGAGAUCUUUUACAGUUUCCUUUACAUUGCUCUUGGACUUGCUGGCUUUAUCAUGGUUUUGAUUGUUUUGCAGAACAAGGUCAGAUUUACCAGGACUGAGUAUGUGGCAAGUGCUUUUGUUGUUGUCGUUUUAUUACUUCUGCCACUUGUUAUUGUAAUAAAAGAAGAAUUUAGCGUUUGGACCGGCAAAAAACAAGCUUCAAACAAUCAUUCCCAAGUGAAUGUUGUGACUGAGAAUCCUCCUGCAGUUCCACUAAGGCCAGCGGAAGCCACGAUCUGGCCGCUUGCUUGUAUUAAAACGAUCUUUAAUCCACCAGAAAGAGGCGAAGAUUAUGGAAUUCUCCAAGCCAUUUUUAGCAUUGACAUGCUAAUUCUCUUCAUUGCAACAGCUUGUGGGACUGGAGGGGCAUUAACAGUUAUUGACAAUCUGGGACAACUUGGUAAAUCAUUGGGUUAUCCGAAACAUAGCAUAUCCACCUUUAUAUCCCUAGUGAGCAUAUGGAAUUUCCUUGGACGGGUGUUGGCAGGUUAUUUGUCUGAAAUUGCCUUGACAAACUACAACUUCCCUCGUCCCCUAAUGCUCACUCUGGUCAUCCUAUUUUCAUGUAUUGGCCAUCUUUUGAUUGCCUUUGCAGUCCCUAAUUCCCUUUAUUUUGCUUCAGUAAUGACAGGGUUCUGCCUUGGUGCACAAUUGCCAUUACUGUGUGCAAUUAUAUCCGAACUGUUCGGUCUUAAACACUACUCCACAAUGUACAAUGUUGGCUCAGUUUCAAGCCCUGUUGGAUCCUACAUCUUCAACGUGAGAGUGGCUGGUCAUUUAUAUGAUAAGGAAGCUUUGAAGCAAAUGGAAGCUUUGGGACUUGAAAGAAAACCAGGACAAGACCUGACCUGCAAUGGGGCAACAUGUUAUAGAUUGGCUUUUCUAAUCAUCAGUGUCGCUACCUUGUUGGGGAGUAUAGUUUCAUUGAUUCUGGUUUGUCGGACAAGAACAUUUUACAAAGGUGAUAUCUACAAGAAGUUCAAAGAGGGUGUUGCUCCAACAGGAAAUGGUGAUCUUCCAUUAAGAGAAAUGGAAGACAAGGCAACUACGGCCGUCCCAGAAACAAAAAUAGCCGUCUCUGCUGGAUAAUAAACACUAGUGAACUCUAUGUAAAGCAUAUACUUGGAACUGUUUAAGUCAAAAAUAAACUUCCCCUCCGAUAGUAAACCUUGGUGUUUGCCCUUUUUGUAUUUAUGUCAAAUGAAUUAGUUGAGUUUGAUAUAGCUUUUUAUUUAUGCAAAUGGCUAAAUGGAUAUUGU
Gossypium raimondii (Peruvian cotton) is the source of this 1997-nucleotide messenger RNA. RefSeq lists its product as uncharacterized. Gene Ontology annotation, molecular function: transmembrane transporter activity. Gene Ontology annotation, biological process: transmembrane transport. Bases 58 to 1827 code for a protein of 589 amino acids. The record is from RefSeq and is a predicted model, not a curated record. Lineage: Eukaryota; Viridiplantae; Streptophyta; Magnoliopsida; Malvales; Malvaceae. The transcript has a single exon. Gene Ontology annotation, cellular component: membrane.